AUGCGUUUGCUAGUGCGAUGGCUCGUCCUUUCGUUUGCUUUCCUAGCAAAUGGCCAGUCAUUUAAUCCUAACGAGGGAGCAACGCAAAGCCACUUUGACGCAGCCAAAGUAGGCACCAAUAAAACAACAAACGCGACAUACUCGAAUCCCAUUAUGACAAUCAACGCUGGCGACCCAUUUAUGACGCGCUAUAAUGGUUGGUAUUUUUUCACAUAUUCGACCAACGACAAUAUCACCUUGAAACGCUCUCGUGCUAUGACGGAUAAUUGGGACAAUGCGGAAGAAAAACUUCUCUUCAAUCCUGAUCCCUCUAGUGGUGAACCCUGGGCCACAGAUUUAUGGGCUCCAGAGAUCCAUCACAUUGGAGACCGCUGGUACAUCAUUUUCAGCGCAACACCCGAUGCAGAUGCACCUCACCCACUCCAGGAUGCCAUGUGCCCUUUCGAGUGUCCCGCUAUUAACCACCGGAUGUUCGUACUAGAAAGUGACGGACCCGACCCCUGGGCUUCGAACUAUAACAUGAAGGGAAUGCUCAAUACAUUCGACCAAUUUGCUAUCGAUGGAACCUAUUUUCAAUACAAAGAUCAGCUUUAUCAUAUCUACAGUUGCUGGGAGAAUACGUACAGCGCCUGGCCUGCUAAUCUCUGCAUCACUCACCUGAACAGCCCUUGGAACGUUUCCUCCAAUCUCAUUGACAGGCGGAUGAUUUCUGUCCCCAGUGAGCCCUGGGAACAAGUUCCGUACGGGCGGCCUGUCCGGCUUGCGACGAACGAAGGCCCGCAACAACUCACCAAUCCUAAGACGGGUCAGAACUUCGUCAUAUACUCGGCGGCUCGGGUGAAUACGCCUUUCUAUUGUUUGGGUAUGUUGGAGCUUGUGGGUGACAAUCCGAUGAACUAUCAAAGUUGGCGAAAGCACCGAGAGGGCUGCGUCUUCCAUCAAAAUCCUGACGCUGGUAUCUACGGAACGGGUCAUGCGAGCUACACAACUAGUCCCGAUGGGACGGAGAGCUAUAUUGUCUAUCAUGCGCAGACGACGGAUAAUCCUUCAACGAAUCUCUAUCGAACGGUUCGCACGCAGAAGUUUACCUGGAAUGAAGAUGGAACGCCGAACUUCCCAAAGGCUUUGAAUGGCCCAUUUCCAGUGCCCAAAGGCCAAAGCUAG
Molecule: messenger RNA, 1164 nt
Organism: Penicillium lagena
Lineage: Eukaryota; Fungi; Ascomycota; Eurotiomycetes; Eurotiales; Aspergillaceae
Product: glycoside hydrolase family 43 protein
Exons: 4
Coding region: 1-1164 (387 amino acids)
Biological process (GO): carbohydrate metabolic process
Molecular function (GO): hydrolase activity, hydrolyzing O-glycosyl compounds
Source: RefSeq, a predicted model, not a curated record